AUGUUUUCAUCUAUUGAUAAUUUAGCUAAAACACAUGUUACUGAUGUUGUAGUACUUGAUACAUUUCGUAAAAGUCGAAUACGACAUGUGAUACUUGUUGAAUGGUCAAAAGAUAAUGAUGAACAAUUUUUGGUAUUUAUAAUUUUUGCGCCGUCCAAAACAAUUGUUGAAAGUGUUCAUUUCGAACAUACAGAAUUUGUAACUAGUUGUGAUUUUUCUGAUGAAAAUCUAUCAAGUCUAACAGAAUGGAAUUAA
Rotaria sordida is the source of this 255-nucleotide messenger RNA. The record is from the annotation of a GenBank genome assembly. NCBI's taxonomy places the organism in Eukaryota, Metazoa, Rotifera, Eurotatoria, Philodinida, Philodinidae.